AGAGAAACAUACAUCAAAACAACUUUAAUAACUUGACUGCAUUAUAUUUCUAGAGUGCAAAUAAUUAAAGAAUCAUGGAGAAAGGGAAAUCUCUGUUGCAGAAAUAUCAAAUACCAAUAAGCAAUUUGGAUUUUGGCUAUGUGGAAAAAUGUGAAAACGCACGCGAAAUGGAAAAGAUUGUGAUGAUUUUGCGUUCCGGCGAAGAAGGCUACUUUCCAGAUCUUACGCGCUGUGCCGAGGAUAAGCUUAAAAAACUGAAGCCGGAUAGCAAAUUGUUUCGCACCGAGGAGAAAAUACAACAAAGCAACGUGUUAGCCAAGCACGAAUUAAAACCCAUAUAUGACUGGACGAAUGAAAUUAAGAAUAAGGACAAUGUACUAAGUGAGCUCAAGGAGGAAGAUACUGUUCCAUCGCUGGAUAUACCUCCCGUGCGAAAGACUACCAAAAUAGAUAUUGACAAGGAUGAAACUGAGACUUCUAAAAAUAAGCCGGCGCCUAAGGCAAGCGCAAAGCCGCAACCCAAAUCAACGAAUGAGCAACGCAUCAAGUCGACGGAUUACAGCAAAUGGGAUAAAUACGAUCCGGAUGAGGAAAUAUUACGUAUGGACUUGGAACAGGAACGCGAAAAGGAGCAGGCACAAAUAAAGCUAAAAAAUAUAAUUAAAACCAAAAAAGAGGACCAGAUGGAGAUUAGCGAGGAGAGCACUGAACAGCAGCGUCUGAACGCACAAAUCGCGAAACUAAGUCAGGUCGAGCGCGAGCAAUAUGCCGAGAAAUUUCGCUUGCGCGGUAACGAGUACUUUAAGGCCAAGGAGUAUGACAAUGCCGUUAGGGAGUACAGUCGUGCUAUAACUUUCGAUCCGGCACAGGCUGCACGCUCCUAUAACAAUCGCGCCAUCUCGUAUUUGAAGCUAAAUAACUAUUUACUAGCCAUAAAGGACUGUGAAGCCUGUCUUCGACUCGAGCCAGACAAUGUAAAGGCGCUUUUGCGUCUGGCUGAUGCGAACUACAGCCAGGGAUAUCGUCGUGAGUCAUAUGGAAUCUAUCAACGUGUAUUGGAACUGGAGCCCAAUAAUAUAAGCGCGAAGAAAUCUUUGGAGCAAUUGCGUCAACAGGUGGGCGAGUUGGCUCCCGCGCAUGCUACGCGCAUGGUCAUAGAGGAGCUUCCAUCAGAUACAACUCCAACUACCAAGAAACCAGCAGCUCCAAAGCCAGCAACUGCAAAGCCAGCAACUCCAAAGCCAGCUACUCCAAGUCCAGCAACUGUGGAGCCUGUGAAGCUGCCCAAGGACUAUGACCUGGCCGAGCUGGUCAAGCCGAAUCGUGUGAUUAAAAGUAAAAUAGCUACUGCUGCCGAAGCCCUGGGUGGCACAUUGAAAGGUUCAAACUCCAUUGCCAACGCGCAGAAACAGCAGAUGCAGCACAUGAUGCAGAAGGUGGCCUCGGCACAGGGCCAGCUGCGUCUGCCCCAGAGCCCUUGUUCAGGUUCCACAAACAACAAGCUCCUAAUACAGGAGCUAUAAUAACAAAAGCAUUUAUUUAUAUUUGCCAAGGGGGAUCG
Molecule: messenger RNA, 1561 nt
Organism: Drosophila navojoa
Lineage: Eukaryota; Metazoa; Arthropoda; Insecta; Diptera; Drosophilidae
Gene: Spag1
Product: Spag1 axonemal dynein assembly factor
Cellular component (GO): mitochondrion; cytosol
Molecular function (GO): heat shock protein binding
Source: RefSeq, a predicted model, not a curated record